Molecule: messenger RNA, 2368 nt
Organism: Hypanus sabinus (Atlantic stingray)
Lineage: Eukaryota; Metazoa; Chordata; Chondrichthyes; Myliobatiformes; Dasyatidae
Product: PRELI domain-containing protein 1, mitochondrial-like
Exons: 6
Coding region: 182-829 (215 amino acids)
Biological process (GO): phospholipid transport
Cellular component (GO): mitochondrial intermembrane space
Molecular function (GO): phosphatidic acid transfer activity
Source: RefSeq, a predicted model, not a curated record
CUCUUUCUCCCGGAAGUGGAAGGGUUGAGGACAGGGAGGCUGAGGAAGGAUGGGGAGGAGGGGGUAGCUUCACCUAGUUAAAGGACCAUGAAACAGGCCACCUUGCAUCAAGGAAUGAUCAUCUCUACCCACUUGACCAUUGAACCAAGCUUGGUUUUUAUUGAUUCAUCUUCUGGGAACAAUGGUGAAGUAUUUUCUCUGUCUGAAUGACUUGAAGAGUUCAUGGGACCAAGUGUUUGCUGCUUUCUGGCAGCGCUAUCCCAACCCUUACAGCAAACAUGUACUUACAGAGGAUGUCAUCCAUCGCGAGAUAACGCCCAACAGGGUGAUUUCCCGAAGACUGCUCACCAAGACGAGCGUAGUCCCUCGGUGGGCAGAGAGAUUAUUUCCUACUAAUGUUGCCCACUCAGCCUUUGUUCUAGAAGAUUCAGUAGUGGAUUUAAAACAUAAAACUUUGACUACAUUUACCCGGAAUAUCAAUCAUUCAAGGCUUAUGGUUGUUCAGGAGUGCUGUGUAUAUGGAUUCCACCCUGAGAAUAUGAACUGGACUCAAAUUAAACGUGAGGCCUGGAUUUCCUCAAACGUGUAUGGCUUUUCACUUGCUAUUCAGGAAUGUGGCCUUGCCAGCUUUAAGAAUAGCAUAACUAAAACCAUGAAAGGUUUUGAAUAUGUUCUGGCUAGAAUGCACGGUGAAAUACCAAUGAAGACAUUGAGGGAGACUGCUAAAGAAGCAACUGAGAAAGCUAAGGAAACAGCCUUGGCAGCCUCAGAGAAGGCAAAGGAUCUAGCCAGCAAAGCAGGACCACAGAAAAAGAAACAAUAUGUAUAAGACUCUCACCCUUCAUUGUAUAUGAAAAGGCAAAACUCAAUUAGUAUAGUCCAGUAUGCAGAGCAGUCACCUGCCCAACAAUUAAAUGCAACUUCAUUUGGAAUUUUUGCAGAAAUUUAAACAAUCAGUCCAACUGGCUUAGUGGAAUGGAUCCCAGGAGAGCUGUUGACACUACUAAGAUAAAAUACUUAGCACUAAUGAAAUCAUUUUAAAAUGGUCUUCAAUUUGGAAGCACUGAUACAAGAUAUUUUGAAGUAUUUUAAAUUAAAAUGGUUUCUCCAGUCCCUGGGCAAGUUUAUCAAACUUUUUUUUAUUUGUAGUCUUUUAAAAAUUGUUGGGGUUUUUGGGGGGAGAAGGAAGAAUGAGAGAAACACACACAAAAUACUGGAGGAACUUAGCAGGCCAGGCAGCACCUAUAGAAAAUAAACUUUUUUCCACAGAUGCUGCCUGACCUGCUGAGUUCCAGCAUUUUGUGUGUGUUGCUUUGGAUUUCCAGCAACUGCAGAUUUUCUCAUGAGAAUGAGAGAAAUUUUGCUUUGAGGGGAAAAGGGUGGUCGCUGGUUGGUGCAAUGCAGCGAAAGAUAUUGUAAUGCAAGGCAAUUAAACUCACUCCAUGUACUGAAAUUGUGCGUCCAUUUGCUGAAUCUUUACAAAAAAAAACUGGAUUAUAUUCAGUUAACUGUAACUGAAUUUAUAAUAGGUUAGGGACUCAGGAAUGAAACUGAUCAAAUCUGCCUCUACUGAGAAAUUAGCUAAUCUGUUGCCCAUAGUAACAGAAGAUUUCUAUCUGUAUUUCAACAUCUCACCAACAACACUUUCCCUAGGUUAUUGUAAUUACCUUCGGGACAUUUGUUUGUGUUGAUUAUUUGCUGGUGCAAGUAUCCAUAAUACUCAUAUCAAAUAAAACAUCAGAAUAAGCUGGAGGUUCUCUCAGCCUGUGUUGGGACCAGUAACAUUUCCAUUUUAUUCCAACUUUUUAAUAUUCCUCUUUGUCUGCAGAUGAGUGUUUCUUUCUUUGCACUAGAAGAUGGGCAGUUUGAUCUUAAAAUCUCAGUCUGUGUGUUAGCACUGUAUUAAGUAUAUCCUUUGAAGUAAGAGACAGAUCUUCAAAAUUCAAGUAAAGCUACAGCAGGUAUUUGUGCACAAUAACUGAUACUUAUUAUAAAUCCAAAAUAAUUAUUGUCUGAUUUGUUUGUGGUUGUAAUAAUAAUGUUAUUACUGUAUGUUCUGCACUAGUGGGAGGUGGGGAAGUUAAUUGCUAAUUUCUUCAAGCCAGUUUUCAUUUUGGACAAUCUGAAAUAAUUCAAUAAUUGUGUACUGGAGAUCUCAUCCCAAAAUUGUUUGUUGUUUUUAUAUUGUUAGGCAGCAAUGUGAUCAAAUGCUAUGUUUUUUAAAAAAAAUGCAUAAAUACUGUACUGUCAACCACACUUGCCAGAUGUGGUUGGGAAAAUGUGUGGAAAAAAUGUAGAUAUGUUUACAUUCUUAAAUAGGUACUGUUGAUAGAAAAAUCUGCAAUAAAGAUAAUCCGUUCAGAACGAU